CUAAACAGAGAAUGGUUUAUAGCUGCAAGUCAUUGGGAGGGGAAGUUUAGCUAUGUUUCUUGCGACAGAGUAGCAAGAGUGAAAGUGUCAGUGGUGGAAAAGGAACGAAUGACUUAAAGGCAGCGGAGUUCUCCUUUGUAACCAUGGACUGGCUGGGGCACGGAGUCCUUUGUGCGAUCUUGUGCCUACUUUUUGGAGAAAGCGCGGUUCACUUUGGAAGUUGCGCCCCGGCUGUGAGCACUGUAGAUGAUGGCACCUUCAGUAUCCAGCAUGAAGGCACAGGCAAAUGCUUCCUAGUUCAGGAAGACUCUCUGAUACUGGGAAACUGUUCAUCAGCGACAGCCCAGCAGUGGAAAUGGGGUUCGGGACAUCGGCUCUUCCACACGGGUUUAUCCAAGUGCCUGGGACUGGACAUUCUCUCCAAAACGCUGUCUCUCACCAGCUGUUACAAUGACACCAUUUUGAGAUGGCGCUGCUACGAGGGAUAUAUUGUCACCACCUUUCAGAUGAAGCUGAGUGUCACAGCCAACGGGAUCGAUGUGACGGCCAAACGGGACACGUACGAUUUCUGGAGAAGAGGAGGAACCUCAGAGAGUAUCUGUGAACAACCGUACCGAACCGUUCAUACUAGCGGUGGUAACUCCAACGGUGCCCCCUGCACCUUCCCCUUCUUAUACAAUAACACCUGGCACCACAGCUGCCUUCCUCCCGAUGCCUCUCACUCUCAAGCCUGGUGUUCCACAACCGAGAACUAUGAUGAGGAUCCUAAGUGGGGAAACUGUCUCCAAUAUGAGGAGGGCUGUGGUGCAUUAUGGGAUGGCCCCUACGAUGGUCGAUGUUACCAGAUUGUUUCUACGGCGAUGGUUACUUGGCACGAGGCGCGGGAUUCCUGCCGUAGUCAGGGCGGGGAUCUGCUCAGCGUAUCCAGUCCCCGGGAUCUGCAGAAGCUACAAACAAAAGAUUUACCAGAGCAGCUGUGGAUCGGACUGAACCAACUGGACUGGGCGCAGGGGUGGCAGUGGUCGGAUGCCUCACCUUUAGUUUAUUUCCCAUGGGAAGAAGUCCAGCAGACUUGGAUGUCACCAGAGUGUGGGGUGAUGCGCCCUAAUCUGCGCUUUGGUGGUGAGUCAUGUGAGAAGAAGCUGCCAUAUAUCUGUGAGAAGAAAGACAACCAGACAGAGACUACAGAUAAACAGGUGUACAAGGCCACAGAGUGUGAGAGCGGAUGGUUCCCGUGGCAGGGUUAUUGCUAUAAUUUUUAUGGAAGCCAGAUGGGAGAAAGGAAGAGCUACGCAGAGGCGCAGCAAGUGUGUGUGGAGAACAAAGCUCAUCUAGCCAGCAUUCACAGUCUGGAGGAAAUGCAUAUGCUCACCAUGCAUUUUGCAGGAAAGACUCUGAACCCAUGGAUUGGUCUAAAAGCAGAGAGUAACACAGAGUUCUUUAAGUGGGAAGAUGGAACGAAUCCGUCGUUCACGUACUGGGCACGUAAUCAACCAGCAGUGCUGAAACCCAACACCACAAACUGUGUGGUCCUCUCUGAUUUGAUAAAUACUUGGUCUGUAGAUUCUUGCACUGCACUGAAGUCCUUCCUGUGUAAGAAAACCGGCAAGGUAAAUGAGACAGAAAACAGCUGCCCACAUGAAGGGGACUGGAGAAGGUAUAAAAAUUCAUGUUAUAAACUGGACACACGGAAAGUCUCUUAUAAGAACAGCUGUAAAAUCAUCGUUAAUGACAAAUUUGAGCAGGCUUUCAUUAACAGUCUGCUGAAGGAGCAUGUAAGCAGCGAGCAUCAGCAUUUCUGGACUGGACUUCAGGACACUAAAGGCACAGGAGAGUAUCAGUGGUUCAGUCAGGACGGAAAAGCAAGCCAAGUCACAUACACCAAUUGGAAAUGGGGAGAACCAGUCAAAGUAGGAGGGUGUGCGGUGAUGUCAACGAGCCCAAUGGGUCAGUGGUCUGUGGAGAACUGCACUGAGUUUAAAGCUGGUAGUAUCUGUAAGAAUCCCAUUGCUUCUGAACCUCCCACCCCGACGUCACCAGCGGACCCUAACUCCAACGCUACCUGCCCUUCAGGAUGGGUUUCCCGAACUGGACUGAAGUAUUGUUACAAGGUGUUCAACGAGGAGCGAGUGAGCCGCAAGCGCUCGUGGGAGGAAGCUGAGCAGUUUUGCGAAGCGCUUGGAGCUCAUCUUCCCAGUUUCACUGAGCACGAGGAGAUGACUUUUCUUCAUGAGAUCAUGAGAGACUCUGUUAGUGACGAUCGCUACUUCUGGGUUGGCUUAAACCGGCGAAAUCCAAACAGCGAUAACCGAUGGGAGUGGAGUGAUGGGCAGCCUGUGUCCAUGAAGAUCUUUCCAGAAGAGUUCCAUGAAGAUGAUGAGUAUAACCGAGACUGCACUGCGUUCAAGUCGCUAAGGAAACGGUACAUACUGCUGUUCAUUUUCCUGACGGCCGAAGGUCCUAAUCAGUUUUACCCCCGAGCAUUUCACUGUGAUGCCAAGCUGGAGUGGGUGUGUCAGAUCCCACGAGGGCAAACCCCAAAGACUCCUGAAUGGUAUAAUCCAGAUGGACACCACAACACCUCAGUGUUUAUGGAUGGGCAGGAAUUCUGGUUUGUAUCCCAGCCGAAGUUGUCCUUCGAAGAGGCGAGCAUGUACUGCAGCAGCAAUAAAAGCAAACUAGCCACGCCUCUAUCGUUCAACACGGCCAGACAUCUGCACGAACAUCUCUAUAAGCAUGCUGGAAUGGAGAACUGGUGGGUGGACCUUCGUGAACCUGGUCCUCUUGUUCCCUUAAGGCUUGCUCGUCUGCACGUCUAUCACUCUAUGUUCUUGGGCAGAUGCACGUCGCUUAGUCCCGGAUCCUUCACUCCAGAUUUCCAGGUAAGAUGCGACACCAAACUGAAUUUUGUGUGUGAGACAUUGAACGUCACAUCCUCAGAGACUGAAACGCAAGAGCCUCACCCUCCUGGCAAACCGUGCGAGACUGGCACGUUUGCCUUCAGAGACAAGUGUUACACAGUGACCAAGCCUCAGUUCAUGAGCUUCAAGGCAGCUGACGAGGUCUGUCAGACCCUGAGAGGGAGUCUCCCAUCCAUCAGAGACCAAGCCGAACAGGACUUCAUCACCACCCUGCUGCCAGGGAAACCGAAAAAGGUUUGGAUUGGUUUCAGAUCCAAUCAGUGGGUGGACAAGACGCCGAUGAAGUACCACAACUUUAACCCACUGAUCCACGGCCAGCUGCGUCUUAUGUACACCAAUUUCUUGGAGCAGGAAAGCAUGGAGCUGUGUGCCUACAUGUUUAAUGAUCCUCAUUCAGACAUGCUUGGCACUUGGGACUACACUUCCUGCUCAGAUGAGCAGAGUGUUGCUAUCUGCCAGCAUUAUGCAGAUAAGCAGGAGGACCCUGUGGUGGAGGAGGGUGAGUUCCAAGCCAACAGUUACACAUUUAAGGUGGUUCUGAAGGAGAAUGUGACCUGGUUUGAAGCUGAGGAGUUAUGUAAGAAGAAUAAAAUGGACCUGGCUAGCGUGGCUGAUGCAUACCAGCAAGCUUUGCUCAGUGUACGCGUCAGCAAAGCUCAGCAUCCGCUCUGGAUCGGACUGUUCAGUGAAAACGAUGAGCUGUACCACUGGACAGAUCACAGUCACACCAUGUUUAGCCGCUGGGGCCCAGAGGAAACUGUAGGAGGGUGUGUUUAUCUGGACACUGAUGGCUUCUGGAAGGCUACAGAAUGUGGGGAGAAGCUAAACGGGGCUAUUUGUGGCAUGCCACAAGUUAAAAUCAUACCUUCGGAAGACACUAAAAAGUGUCCACAUGAGAGCAACGGACCCAACUGGAUCCCCUUCAGGAACAACUGCUACACGUUUCUGCUCCGGGCGGUGAGAUGGCAGGAGCAUGACAACCACAACGAGCAGCAGACGUGCCAGCGUCUCGUUGGAAAGGGUGACAUUCUAACCAUCCGGCAUGAAGAGGAGAAUGAAUUCAUUAAGACGCAGCUUCAGCCAUUUAAAGACCUGGCUUCGUUUGUGUGGCUGGGGAUGUACAGAGACAAAAAAGAUGGGAAGCUGAAAUGGUACGAUGACACCUACAUCCAGUACUCCAACUGGAGAAAGGGAAGACCGACAGCCACAGAGCCCUUCAUGGCUGGUCUCAGUCUGACUGGAGAAUGGUACCUGUUUGAGCAGGGAAUGCUUUUUAAACAUUUUAAGCAGAGGGCCAUUGUGGUUUGCAAAAUUGAGAAUGAUCCCAGAGAUGAGUACCGCAAGGACCCAACUGAUGUGAAAACUCCAACUGGCUAUAGCUUCAGCUUGGUUGCUAAGAAGUUGAAUUGGUAUCAGGCCCUGAAGGAAUGCAGCAGCGACGGUGGCCAUCUUGUUAGCAUUCACAAUGAAACGACCAACAGUGAUAUGGCACUGAUUUCUAAACGAGACGGAUUUCCUCUCUGGAUUGGUCUUUCCAGGUUAGAUCUCAAUUGGCCUUACGAGUGGUCAGAUGGGACGGCGCUGCAGUUCCACCCUGAAGGGUUUCUGAGUACGGACACUGUUUCAGAAGAAAAAUGUAUCUACAUAGACUCUACUGGCAGCUGGACUGCAGUCAACUGCCUUGCUGAGAUGGAGGGUGCCAUUUGCUACAACAGCAAUCAAAAGUCUCAGGUCGCUGCUCAGUCCAGCAUUAACUGUCCUGGUAGUAAUGGAGAGGUUUCCUGGAUCCAGUAUAAAGACAGUUGUUACGCCAUUGUGAUGACCAUGUCCAACUACACAGUUUUCUCCAUUGAGCACGCACAAAAUAUUUGUAUGGACCUGGGACCCACCUCUCAGCUUUUGACCAUUAAGAGCAUGGACGAGAACGACUUUGUCACACGGCACGUUGCCGAAAACCCUCUGGCCACCUCCCGUGUUUGGCUGGGGCUACAAACAAUCGACAAAGAUAAAGCUGCUGUAUGGAUGGAUGGUAGCACGGUAGACUUCUCCAACUGGGGCCACAUUCAGCCCCACCCUGGCUGUGCCGUCUUGGUGUCCAUGAACGGAACAUGGAGCACAGUGAGCUGCACCGGGAGCCACAGCCGCGUCGUCUGCAAGGCACCUGCCAAAUCGCACAGUAGUCCUGUGGCCUUGGUUUUCUUCCUCAUCGUGCUGCUUUGCGUCGUCGCGCUCGUGAUCUUUGUUGUGUAUAAAAGGACCCGGCACCGCUACUUCUCUACGGUACGCUACCGGAGGAACUACGACGAAGCAGACAGUGCCAGUAUGAUCGCGGAGACGGACUGAACGCUGUACUGCACGCAGCUCAUAAACAGCAAUGAAGCAAAAGCCAGGUUCCUGUGCCUUUCAGUGUUAAGACUCAACACACUCGAACAUCUGACUCAAACUAAAGGAGUUGAAAAGUUUAUUACUUCACUGUUAAUACUUAUCAGCCCGACAGCUGCAGGGUUUGUAAUUAAUAUACUAAAAGAAUGUCGAAUGAUUUUGUAGAUAUGCGUAAAGAUGGCAGUUUGUUUUUAUUUAAAUUUCCUUAAUGACUUUUGUAUGUUUGUGUGUUUUAAUGAGAAGACUGCCAAAUGUUCGACAUGCUGCAAUAUUUUUUUUGUUUGUUUUUGCCGUUCUUUGGCAUCCUUGGAUUGGAUUUUAGGCUUGGCCAGGGUGUUUUGUUUUGUUUUUUGCAUUUCUUCUGAGCAGGCAAUAAUUGCACUUCGUGAAAAUGCAAACUGGGAUCAUUUUAAAGCUUUUCUUCUUUCGUGUGUUUUUCAUUUUUUUCCCCCUCUUCACUUAAAUAUCUAAUCGAUUUGAGUGUUCUUACUACAAACACGUUUUAUACAUCUGUUCUGUAAAAUAUCAAACUACUGUGUUCAGUUCUGGUGUGUUCUUACUGUUCAAGUGCUGGCUCUGCUUUAAUCACUGUUUACUUUAACUCAGUGACUCUGUGUAAAUUUGGCAAACUCUUCUACAUAGUGGCUAAUUUUAGCCCACAUGUGAUAAGGCCCGACUUCAGUAUGCGCAUCAUUACAAAUGUGUUUAUCGUACAUAUUGCAACCUUACACUCACGACAGUUGCAUGUUACACAUAAUACAGCUAUUAUUUCAAACAUCUAGAGUAUUUACAGCACCCCAACUCUCUAAAUGUCUCAUUACGCUGUGUAAUAAAGACGAAUGUGUAGGAUGCCUUUAUAUAUGUGGCCUAACAGAGUUUACCUCUAUUAUUCUUUGCACUCAAACUACUGAUAUGUAAUGCACUUUAACUGUGUUUUCUUGUGGACUGCUUAAGAAUUCAAGCACAACAUGAGGGUGUUUUUAUUAAGAAUUUUUUGAGAAAAUAUGCAGAAAUGGCACACAAGCACAGGGAUGGAUGUUGUAUAUGAUCUGUAAAUAUCUUUUAGGCUUUGCGUAUACUUUGAUCUCCUUUUAGAUGGAAUAAACCAAAGAGGCUUCUGAAAUCACAAAUCUGGUUUAAUGUGAUGCGAUGUGAUCCUGCUCAGGUUUUCAUCUUCCCCGGUUCAAAAAUAUUACCUAAAGUGAAUGGCAAAUUGUUCUACUUUGCAGUGCUCAUUUUGUUAAUCAAGCUCAUUCAAUAAAAUGCUGUCUCCAUGCUCGGA
Messenger RNA from Hemibagrus wyckioides, 6585 nucleotides. It is a transcript of the gene ly75, whose product is annotated as lymphocyte antigen 75. The record is from RefSeq and is a predicted model, not a curated record. The transcript has 35 exons. Bases 144 to 5264 code for a protein of 1706 amino acids. Gene Ontology annotation, molecular function: signaling receptor activity. NCBI's taxonomy places the organism in Eukaryota, Metazoa, Chordata, Actinopteri, Siluriformes, Bagridae.